Pristis pectinata (smalltooth sawfish) is the source of this 10646-nucleotide messenger RNA. Its product is annotated as integrin alpha-E-like. The record is from RefSeq and is a predicted model, not a curated record. Bases 75 to 3545 code for a protein of 1156 amino acids. Gene Ontology annotation, cellular component: external side of plasma membrane; integrin complex. Gene Ontology annotation, molecular function: integrin binding. Gene Ontology annotation, biological process: integrin-mediated signaling pathway; cell adhesion mediated by integrin; cell-cell adhesion. The transcript is spliced from 31 exons. Lineage: Eukaryota; Metazoa; Chordata; Chondrichthyes; Rhinopristiformes; Pristidae.
UUGAUGAGCAGACAUUUUCAUUUGAGUUUGCUGGAGGAAUUACCAUCAUUAUUGCAGACUUUAUUGAUCUUAAAAUGAAGAGAGUGAUUGCAACGCUAUUCUUCUUGUUCUUAGCUCCGAAGGCAUUGUACACCUUCAAUAUUGAUACCAAAUUAAAGGUGCUCUUUCAAAACAAAAGUCAUGUACUGUUUGGACAGAAAGUUGUUCAAUACAAUCGUAGUGAAAGCAGUGGGAUAUUGGUCAGCUCUCCUCUAUAUACCAAUGACGGCAGACAUUAUGGGAGAAUAGAGAAAUGUGAUCUGAAAAGAAAACUAUGUGAAUCUAUCAAACUCCCAGAGGCUAAGAAAUCACACAGCAGACCUGGCUUCACUAUGGCUACCAACCUAUUUCGUUCACAAUUCUUGCUCUGUCGGCAACAAUGGAAAUGGCCUCAAAAGAAUACGGAAGAUUUGAAUGGAAUUUGCACAGUCCUCUCUUCAGGACUUAAAGAAAACUAUACUUUUGAAGCUUCCUCAUUAGGGAUAGCCAAGCCAUACAACAGCAACAACAACAACAACAACAACAACAACAACAUUGAGAGUGAAGAGGAAGAUGAUGAAUUCCCAGGCACAGAGAUUGCGAUUGUUCUGGAUGGAUCGGGAAGCAUUGAACCAAAUGAUUUUCAAAUAGCAAAAGACUUUAUUAUAAACAUAACAAGAAAUAUUUGGAAAAGAUGCAUUGAGUGUGAAUUUGCAUUGGUUCAGUAUGGUGAAGAAAUUAAAACUAUAUUUGAUCUGAAGGACAGUCAAGAAUUGAGUUCAGGAAUUUUCUCAAUUGUGAGAAAUAUGUCUCAGUUGGGUAAAGUCACAAAGACAGCUUCUGCAAUACAGCAUGUUCUAGACAAUAUCUUCAAUGAAACACAAGGCUCCAACAAAAAUGCCAAACAGUUUAUCAUUGUGGUAACAGACGGGGAUAUAUUCAAGGAUGAGAUGAACCUAUCUGAUGUAAUCAACUCGACUAAGAUUGCGAAAGUGACACGGAUUGCUGUUGGGGUUGGUGAAAGCUUUAACAAGAAAAAGGCAUUGGAUGAGCUGAAGCUAAUUGCGUCUGAUCCAGAUAAUAAACAUCUUUUCCAAGUGCGUGACUAUUCUGCUUUAGAUGGUCUACUGGCAGAUCUAGAGGAAAAUAUAGUUGGAAUUGAAGGUACCCAAGGUGCAAACGUAAGUGCCUUUCAUAUGGAACUGGCACAAAUUGGAUUCAGUGCAGAUUACUCCAGUGAUGGCAAUAUUUUGCUUGGUGCUGUGGGAGCAUAUGAUUGGACUGGAGGAAUAAUGAUGUACAACAAAGAUAAAGGAACAGAGCAGUUUCUAAAUGAAUCCAAAGGAACACUUUCAGCUGCUUACGGUUACCUUGGGUACAGUGUAACUGGAGUAAAAGGAAUAAAUGGGCAACACCUUUACAUUGCUGGGGCUCCUCGGCAUAGCCAGACAGGUCAAGUCGUAGUGUUUGAAGCUGGAACACCAAUCAAAAUAAAGCAACAUAUUUCAGGAAAACAGUUGGGAUCAUACUUUGGCUCAGAGUUGUGUCCCUUCGACAUAAAUGGGGAUCUUGUAACAGAUUUUCUGCUUGUUGGUGCUCCGUUCUUUCAUGUGCGUGGAGAAGAAGGCAUCGUUUAUGUAUACCAUCUGAAUGAAAAGGGUUUCUUUGAUGGUGAGAUGUGUUUGACAGGAGAAGUCGGUGUUUCCAAUGCCAGAUUUGGGUUUGCCAUCGCAAACAUCGGUGACAUUAACAAGGAUGGAUACAAUGAUGUAGCUAUUGGAGCUCCACUGGAGGAAGAUCAUUGUGGCAGCAUCUAUAUCUUUAAUGGGAAAAGGGAUGGCAUCCACAAAACUUAUUCUCAGCGAAUAAAAGGGAAGGAUGUGAUGAUUGGUCUGCAAUACUUUGGGCAAUCAAUAGAUGGCACAUCAGAUGUGGAUGCAGAUGGGCUACUUGAUAUAACAGUCAGUGCAAGGGACAAUGUUGUGGUGCUCAGCUCAAGACCAGUUAUCAACAUCAAAGUGAAUGUCACAUUUUCUCCAGAGAUGGUGCCUCUGUCGUUUGCAAACUCCUAUGAGCAGGAAAAAACUAUUCAAGUUUCUGUGUGUUUUACUGCUGAAUCAAAGUUUGGAUCAUUAGAUUUGAAGCAUUCUUUUGUGAAUUAUACCAUCAACCUGGACACAAAACAAAAAACCAAAAGGGUGCUGUUUACAAAAAGUGAUGAAACUCCUGGCACCCUGUCUGAUUCUGUGAGGAUUUCAACAGCAGACUGUAGAAACUAUUCAAUCACUGUGCAGCUUUGUACAAUUGAUUGCGUCUCUGCAAUUGAUAUAGAAGUGAACUAUAAGCUGCACAACAUUGAAGAGAAUGCUCAACUACCCUUGCCAGUUCUUGACAAAUUUACCAAUCCUUCAACAUCUUUUCAGCUCCAAUUUCAGAAGGACUGUGGUUCUGAUAACAUUUGUGAUGCAAAUCUCACAUUGGACUGCAAUUUUCCACAUAAUUUUAUAUGGAUUGUUGGCAAGACGAAGGAAGUGAGCUUAAAGGUCCUUCUAACUAAUACUGGAGAAGAUUCAUAUCUCACCACUAUGUACCUUUCCUAUCCAACAAGCUUUUACUUCAAGGAGAUCUCAAAGCCUCAGACUUCACGACUCAUUGAUGUCAAGUGUACAGAUCAAGAAACAGUAAGCUCCUUAUCAUUCUUAAAUUGUGAGAUUUCCCACCCAGUCUUCAAGAGGACUUCACAGGCAGAGCUGACUAUUUCUUGGGAUCUUGCAACAGCUCCAUUUAAAGAGAAAUUUGCAGCCAUCAGCGUCAAUGUCAACAACAAAAAUGGAGGUGGAGAUUUUGCUCAAUGGACCCACAAUAUUCCCAUAAGGCAUGGUUUGAAUGUGUUCCUGAAACCACUAAAUCAAGUAACCAAAGUUGACAUCCACAAUGAUGAUGUGAACAGACCUGUAACAUUUCAUUUCCAGGUUACCAUGGAUAACCCCUACAAUGCUUCAGUAACUCUAACAAUAUCAAUCCCAGUUAAAGUAUGGGGUCAAGAAAUUCUCAAACUGCAUCCGGAAAGUUUGAAAGAUUGUGGGAAAAACCAGAACAUCCUAAAACAAAACGUGAUACAGAAAGGAAAAGAUAAAUGGGACUGUGGCUUGGAAGAAUGUGAAUGCCAGUAUUUUGAGUGCAACCUCACAGCCUCAAAACAAGAUAUCAUUGUAACAGCAAACUUAGCAACAAACAAUUUAAAACAGCUCAUAAAGGAGAGGGCUGAUAUUGUGGUCUCAGGAAAUGUCGUAUUUGAUGGAAAAUUAUAUCACGAAACAUCUGAAGCUGAAGACCAAGGUCACAACGUUAAGAUACAUGUGAACGUUGUAAACACUCCAGUCUUUAAUGUUAUCCCACUGGUGGCUGGGAGCUCAGUUGGUGGAAUCCUGCUUCUACUCCUGAUGAUUUUCAUUCUCUACAAAUGUGGCUUUUUCAAUCGAAAUUACAAGAACAAGAUUGGAUUAGAUGAAGAAAUUGAACAGUGAACAACAAAAAUGAGGGAAUAAUUCACUGUAAAGGGUGACUCAUUCAUAGGAAGGAUUUGUUAAGCAGAACAUGUGAUGUAUUUUGUUUUGAUUGAACUUUCUUGCAGUAAUAUAAUGCAUGUAAUUGUUCCAGAUGUGGUUAUAUUUAUAAAUGCACUGACAGCUUUUCAUCAUAGAACAUAGAAUAGAACAUUACAGCACAGUACAGGCCCUUUGGCCCACGAUGUUGUGCCGACCUUUUAGCCUACUCUAAAUCAAUCUUAACCAUUCCCUCCCACAUACCCCUCUAUCUAUUUUUCUAUCAUCUAUAUGCCUAUCUAAGUGUCUCUUAAAUGUCCUUAAUGUACCUGGCUCUACCAGCACCCCUGGCAGCGGUUCCACUCACCCACCACUCUCUGUUUAAAAAACUUACCUCUGAUACCCCCCCCCCCACCCCUCGUGUUAGCCAUUUCUGCCCUGGGAAAAAGUCUCUAGCUGUCUACUCAAUCUAUGCUUCUUAUCAUCUUGUACACCUUUAUCAGGUCACCUCUCAUUCUCCUUCGCUCCAAAGAGAAAAGCCCUAGCUCACUCAACCUAUCCUCAUAAAUCAUGCUCUCCAUUUCAGGUAGUAUCCUGGUAAACCUCCUCUGUAUCCUUUCUAAAGCUUCUACAUCCUUCCUAUAGUGAGGCGACCAGAACUGAACUCAAUAUUCUAAGUGUGGUCUAACCAGGGUUGUAUAGAGCUGCAACAUUACUUCACGGCUCUUCAACUCAAUCCCCUAACUAAUGAAGGCCAACACGCCACAUGCCUUUUUAACAACCCUAUCAGCAUUGAGGGAUCUAUUGACUUGCACCCCUAGAUCCCUGUGUUCCCACACACUGCUAAGAAUCCUGCCAUUAACCCUGUGUUCUGCCUUCAAAUUCAACCUUCCAAAGUGAAUCACUUCACACUUUUCCGAGUUGAACUCCAUGUGCCACUUCCCAGCCCAGCUUUGCAUCCUAUCAAUGUCCCAUUGUAACCUUCGACAACCUUCCACACUAUCCACAACACCACCAACCUUUGUGUCAUCCGCAAACUUACUAUCCCACCCUUCAACAACCUCAUCCAAGUCAUUUAUAAAAAUCACAAAGAGCAGGGGUCCCAGCACAGAUCCCUGUGGAACACCACUGGUCACUGGCCUCCAGGCAGAAUACGCUUCAUCUACAACCACCCUGUCUUCUAUGGGCCAGCCAAUUCUGGAUCCACACAGCCAAGUUUCUCUGGAUUCCAUGCCUCCCAAUCUUCUGAAUGAGCCUAUCAUGGGGAACCAAACACCUUACUGAAGUCCAUGUACACCACAUCCACUUCUCUACCCUCAUCAAUGAGUUUCGUCACAUCCUCAAAGAAUUCAAUCAGGCUCGUGAGGCAUGACCUACCCCUCACAAAGCCAUGCUGACCAUCCCUAAUCAAACUAUGCUUCUCCAAUUGCUGAUAAAUCCUGUCCCUAAGAAUAGAAAUAUAGAAACAUAGAAAAACUACAGCACUAAAGAACUAAAGACUCUUUUCCAAUAAUUUGCCCACCACUGAAGUAAGAUUCACUGGUCUCGCAAAGGGCUCAGAAAUCUCUUCCCUUGCUUCCCGUAGUAUCCUGGGAUAUAUCCCAUCUGCCUCCAGGGACUUGUCUAUCACAAGGGGACAUAAUUUUAAGGUGAUUGGAGGAAGGUAUAAAGGGGAUGUCAGGGGUAAGUCUUUUACACAGAGAAUGGUGAGUGCGUGGAACACUGCCUGCAGAGGUUGUGGGGGCAGAUACGUUAGGGACAUUUAAGAGACUUAGAUAGACACAUGAAUGAUAGAAAAGUAGGGAGCUAUGUGGGAGGGAAGGGUUAGAUAGAUAAAAUGUCGGCACAACAUGGUGGGCUGAAGGGCCUAUACUGUGCUGUAGUGUUCUAUGUUCUAAUGUUUUUCAGAUGUUCCAGCACAUCCUCCUUCUUAACAUCAACAUGUUUCACGCUGUCCUCACAAGUGAAUACUGAAGCAAAGUAUUCAUUAAGGACUUCCCCUAACUCCUCCAACUCCAGGCACAUUUCCUCUAUCCCUAAUCGGUCCUACCUUCACUCUGAUCAUCCUCCUGUUCUUCACCUAUGAGAAGAACGCCUUGGGGUUUUCCUUAAUCCUACUCACCAAGGCCUUCUCAUACCCCCUUCUAGCUCUCCUAAGUCCAUUCUUAAGCUCCUUCCUGACUACCUUGUAAUUCUCUAGGGUCCUGUAUUAUCCUUGCUUCCUGAACCUUAAGUGACCUUCUUUCUUCCUCUUCACUAAAUAUUCCACCUCUCUUGUCAACCGUGGUUACUUCACCCUACCAUCCUUCCCCUGUCUCAAUGGGACAAACCUAUCCAGAACCCCAUGCAAGUGGUCUCUAAACAACCUCCACAUCUCCAAUGUGCAUUUCCCUGAGUACAUCUGCUCCCAAUUUACAUUCCCAAGUUCCUGCCUAAUAGCAUCAUAAUUCCCCCUCCCCCAAUUAGAUACUUUCCCCUACCAUCUGCUACUAUCAUUCUCCAAGGCAAGGGUAAAGGUCAGGGAGUUGUGGUCACCGUCUCCGAAAUGCUCACCCACCCAAAGAUCUGACACCUGACCAGGUGCAUUGCCUCGUACCAGAUCCAGAUGGCCUCUCCUUUAGUUGUCCUUUCUACAUACUGUGUCAGGAAUCCUUCCUGGACACUCCUAACAUUCCACCCCUUCCAAACCUUUUGCACUGAGGAGGUGCCAAUCAAUAUUAGGGAAGUUGAAAUCACCCAUGACAACAAACCUGUGAUUUUUGCACCUAUCCAAAAUCUGCCUCCCGAUCUGUUCCUCAGUGUCUCUGGAAUAGACCCUCCAAUAGCAACAGAUAUGGGAGUUUGUGAAAUGUGCAUUAAAUAGUAUUAUAGAAUUGUUACCAUGAAACUACUGUGGCACAGUGGCACAUCUGGUAGAUCGGGGUUCAAUCCUGACCUCCAAUACUGUCCAUCUGGAGUAUGCAUGUUUUCCCAAUGACCACAUUGCUUUACUCUGAGUGCUCUGGCUUCCUCCCAGAUCCCAAAGACAUGCGUGUUGGUUGGUAAGCUGGCUGCUGUAACAUGCCCGAGCAUGUCGAUGACUGGUAGAAUCUGUGGCGAGAUGAUAUGAAUGUGGGGAGAAUGAACUGGGAUUAGGGUAGGAUUAACCUAAAUGGGUACUUGAUGGUCAGCAUGGCUUGAGGGAUAUGUUUCUGUGCUGUGACCUUAUCAACCGGAUUAUUGAAAAUGCCCAUGAUUUAUGUUCUUUAGGGAAAGAAAUUUAGCAUCCUUACCUGGUCUUGCCUACAUGGACACCAGACACAGAAAUAUGGUUGAUUCAUACUGUGCUCUGCAAUGGCCUAACAAGCCUUAGAUGCAAAUCAGAGCAUCAAAGCAAAAUGGCCCAAAUCAUACUCAAUUCAGUCUGCAACUUGUGUUCACCUGGGUCACCCUUGUCCAUUGGUUGCACUAUAUUUCGUAGCUGCAUUCAUUUCAAAGUCGCUGAGGCUUUGUUGCUGUGGCUGGUCCACAAGUAGCAAUUAUGACUCAGGGACAGAACCGAAGGGCACCUAAGGGUCCCAGACAGUCCUAAUAGCCUCUAAUAGCUUGGGCUGUCAAAGAUCUUUUCAAGUGCCUCUAAAUUUAGGAGCAAUUGAGGUACAUUUAUGUAAUUAAAUAAAUUAUUGAGAAAUAAUUUAAAAUAAAUUGCAGUUAAAAUACAUAGAACAUAGAGCAGUAUAGCUCAGGAACAGGCCCUUCGGCCCAUGGUGUUGUGCUGAACUAAAUAAGUUAGUAAUGAAAUGCCAACUAAACUAGUCCCUUCUGCCUACACAAUGUCCAUAUCCCUCCAUUCUCUGCACAUUCAUGUGGCUAUCUAAGAGCCUUUUAAAUGCCUCUAUCAUAUUUGCCUCCAAUACCAUGGAAUAAGUGCAUUCCAGGCACCCAGCACUCUCUGUGUAAAAAAAACUUGCCCCACACAUCUCCUUUGAACUUACCCUCUCUCACCUUAAAUGCAUGCCCUCUAGUAUCAGGCAUUUCGACCCUGGGAAAAAGAUACUGCGUCUCUACUCUAUUUAUGCCACGCAUAAUCUUAUAAACUUCUAUCAGGUCUCACCUCAGCCUCUGCCACUCCAGAGAAAACAACACAAGUUUUGUCCAGCCUCUCCUUUCAGCACAUCCCUCUAAUCCAUGCAGCAUCCUGUUAAACCUCUUCUGCACCCUCUCCAAAGCCUCUACAUCCUUCCUAUAAUGGGGCGACCAGAAUUGAAUGCAACAGAUACGGCCUAACUAGAGUUUUAUAAAGCUGCAACAAAUUUCCUGACUGUUGAACUCAAUGCCUCAACUAAUAAAGCAAGCACGUAUGCCUUCUGUACCAUCCUAUCAACUUGUGCGGCCAAUUUCAGGGAGCUAUGGACCUGGACUCCACGAUCCCUCUGUACGUCAACGAUGUUAAGUGUCCUGCCAUUAACUUUGUACUUUCCCUUUACAUUUGAUCUACCAAAGUGCAACACCAUCUGCCAUUUCUCCACCCAUAUUUGCAACUGAUCUAUAUCUUGCUGUAUCCUUAGGCAACCUUCUACACUAUCCACAAUCCCACCAAUCUUUGUGUCAUCUGCAAACUUACUAACUCACCCAUCCACAUUUCAUCCAAGUCAUUUAUAUAUAAUCACAAAUAGCAGAGGUCCCAGUAUGGAUCCCUCUGGAACAUCACUAGUCCACUCCCGCAGAACACACCAGGCUCAUUUACCAAUACAAGAUCUGAUACGGCCCUUUCCCUGGUUGAAUUAUCUGCACAUUGUGUCAAGAAACCCUCUUCAAAUGCACCUAACAAAUUCUAUCCCAUCUAAGCCUCUGGCAAUAAGUCCCAGUCAAUAUUGGGGAAAUUAAAGUCACCCACUACAACUACCGUGUUACUUUUGCAAAAGAGUCAUAGAGUGUUACAGCAUGGAAACAGGCCCUUCGGCCCAACUCAUCCAUGCCGACAGUGUUGCCCACCGAGCUAGUCGCAUUUGCCUGCGUUUGGCUCAUAAACCUCUCCUAUCCAUGUAUUUAUCUAGAUGCCUUUUAAACAUUUCUAAUGUGCCUGCCUCGAUCACUAUUUCUGGCAGCUCAUUCCAAAUACGCACCAUCCUUUGCAUGAAGCAGCUGCCCCUGAUGUCCUUUAUAAAUCUCUCACUUCUGAUCUUAAACCUAUGCCCACUUGUUUUUAGCACCUCCUCCCUGGGGAAAAAGACUAUGUGCUUUCACCCUGUCUAUGCCCCUCAUGAUAUUAUAUACUUCAAUCAGGUCACCAAUCUCCUAUGUUCCAGGGAAUAAAGUCCCAGUCGACGCAACCUCUCCUUGUAACUCAGGCUCCCAAGACCAGGCAACAUCCUGGCAUGCAUAAUCUGCCUGCAUAUUUGUUCCUCUAUCUCCCACUGGAUAUUGGAAGGUGAAUAAUAUAACCCCAUCAUAGUGAUCACACCUUUCUUAUUCCUGAGCUCUAUUGCCUCAUUGAAUGACCUCUCCAGAAUGUCCUGAGUGUCACUAUGACAUUCUCCCUGAUCAGUAGUACAACUCCUCCACCUCUUUUACAUCCCUCUCUAUCACAUCUGAAACAUCUGAAUCCUGAAACGUUGAGUUGCCAGCCCUGCCCUUCUCUCAACCAAGUCUCUGUAAUGGCCAUAACAACGUGGUUCUAUGUACUAAUCAAGGCCCUAAAUUCAUCUGCCUUGCGUAUAAUACUCCUUGCAUUGAAGUAAAUACACUUCAACCGAUCAGCCCCACUGUGUUCAUUAACCUGGACCUGCCUUAAAUAUCCUAACAUCUACCUUCCCCUCAAUCCCACCACUUCCUGACUAACUGCUCUGGUUCUCACCUCCCUGCCAUGCUAGUUUAAACCCUCCCGAGUAGCACCAGAAAACCUGUGAGGAUAUUGGUGCCCCUCCAGUUUAGGUGCAACCUGUCCUUCUUGUACAGGUCCCACCUACCCUGGAAGAGAUCCCAAUGGUCCAUGUAUCUGAAGCCUGCUCUCCUGCACCAACACCUUAGCCACGCACUUAACUGUACUAUCUUCCUAUUUCUUGCCUCACUAGCACGUGGCACAGAGGUCCUGCUUUUUAAAUUUCUGCCUGACUCCCUAAAUUCUCUUUGCAGGACCUCAGCUCUCUUCCUGCCUGUGUCAUUAGUACCAAUGUGGAACAUGACCUCUGUUUGCUCAUCUUCCCCUUUCAGGAUGUCCUGUACCCACUCUGAGACAUCCUUGACCCUGGUACCAAGGAGGCAACACACCAUCUUGGAGUCUCAUCUACAGCCACACAAACCCCUGAUUAAAGAGUCCCCUACAACUAUUGCUCACCUAGUCCUUGACCUAUUCUGCUAUAGAAGAGUCAGUCGUCAUGCCACUAAUCUGUCUGCCUUUAAGUUUUCCCUGUAAUGUAGUCAUAGAGUCAUAUGGCACAUGAACAGGCCCAUUGGCCCAACUCAUCCAAGCCAACCAAGUUGCCUCUUUGAGCUCAUCCCAUUUGCCUGCAUUUAGCCCCUAUCCUUAUAAACCUUUCUAAUCCAUGUACCCACCUAAUAUGUGUCUAAAGCCUCAUCUUCUUUCUAUAUACUAUUCAUACUAAUAUAGAGACAACCUGUGUCAAUCACACUUCCCCAUCAGAAUCCUCUGCAGCUGGACAGUGAUAUUCCUCACCGAGACCCCAGGUAUACCAUUCUUGAAUAAUGGCUGUGCUUGGAAAAGCCUCGAACCCAUACACCUCCUCCAGAUGAAUUAUUGAUUCUCCCAUCAAGAUAGUUUUUCUGAUCUGCCUCUUUUCAUACCCUGUCACCACAACUUAUGGAUUACUGUUGAGCCCAGGGAUUUUAUUCUAGCUAUAUUUCCAAGAGCACCUAUCGCACUUAUGGCGGAAUACCAAUUAGAAUACGCCCAAAUAGAUCGGGCUCUGAUGUUCACUGCAGAUGUGGUUUCCCAGAAGUGUCAAAGGAGUAAAUUUUGUGGAAAUUAUCUGUUCUGCAUUGCCUCUAUUUAUCAUACUAUGAACUAAAAGUACUGAAAAAUAAUCAAGUUUUAUUCCUCAAAUAGACAAAAUAAAGCAUCCUUCAAGUACUGCACUGUAUCUG